Brassica rapa (field mustard) is the source of this 7726-nucleotide messenger RNA. Its product is annotated as metal transporter Nramp3. NCBI's taxonomy places the organism in Eukaryota, Viridiplantae, Streptophyta, Magnoliopsida, Brassicales, Brassicaceae. Gene Ontology annotation, cellular component: vacuolar membrane. Gene Ontology annotation, molecular function: cadmium ion transmembrane transporter activity; manganese ion transmembrane transporter activity. The record is from RefSeq and is a predicted model, not a curated record. Gene Ontology annotation, biological process: manganese ion transport; iron ion transmembrane transport; positive regulation of reactive oxygen species metabolic process.
CUGCGCGGAAUGAUUUUUUAAAAAUAUGUUGUAUUUAAAUAUUAUAAAUAGUAUACUUUGCUAUGAAUAACUUUUUUUUUUUACAUUUGAAUCUUAGGAGUGGACACUCGGGUACCAUUUGGUUCGGUUCAAUUUGGCUUGGUUCGGUUUGUUCUGAUCUUUGCGAGUUCGAUUUAAUUCGAAUCUUUGCGGGUUUGGUUUGAGUUUGUAUUAUGAUAACUACUUGAACUUUAAAAACAAAAUAAAAUUCAUAUAUACUUUAAAUAUCUCAAAAUCUAAAAAUAAAAAUAAUAUAUAACAUAUAAUUUGAAUAAUGUAUGCCAAAAUACUUAAACUUAAAAUAUAAUUUGGUUUACCUUAAAUAUUUGGAUAUGAAAUAAAUAGAUAUUUUAAGUAAUUUUGGUAUUUUGAGUAUCCUUUAACUAUUUUAAACAUGUACUUUUAACUAUUUAUAUAUAUUUUUAAGUACUUUGGACAACCUAAAAAUAUCUUAUAUAUUUUGUAUAUUCUUUAAAUAUUAAAUUUAAAAAUAAUUAAUAUAUUUAAGUAUAUAAAUAUGGUUCGAAUAUAUUCGGAUACCCGAAAUAUUUUGUUUCGGAUCCGAUUCCAUUAUGGUUCUCUAGAUACCAAAAUUUUGAACCCGUUCGGAUAUCUAACCAAUUUUGAUUAAAGUUCAUUACUACCUUUCGGAUUAUAUUUGGUACGAUUUUUUGGAUUCAGAUUUUUUGCCCAAACCUAUAUUUUUUAUUAUAACAAAAUUUUAAACGAAAUUGAUGAUGAUUCGUAUUGAUUUUGGGUAUGGAAUCAUUUUUAGGCCAAAAUACAUUCUUCUAUGUACGUGGCCCAUCUAGUUAAGGAAAACAAUGGACUGAACUAAAGAAAACAUUACCAUUUCAGAUUUUUAAUUGAUACUUUCAAAUUAUUCAUUUUCGGUAUUGUGACGAAGAGAAAGGGGGUAAAGGUUACGAAAGCAAAUUUGUUAUGCAAUCUAUAUUCUCGCUAGGUGAUUUCAAUAGUUUCUAAAUAAAUCUUUGUUGUAUCGACCGAGAUUUAGUAAUUUAUAGACGUUUUAAAAAAUUCAAAAUAUAACAUAUAAGAAAAAAAUCUAAUUUUUUAUUAUAUGGUUAAUGUGAUUGUUUAAUUUAUUUUAAAAAUAUAAACUUUCAAAUAUGAGAGAAUCUCGUAAUAAAUAAAUUGUAUUAAGUUGUUAUCGAUUAUUUGGUGUGCAAGUCAAGUUAGUAUGAAUAAUAUCUUGUUAAGAAUCUUGUAGAUAAGGAUUAUAUUUUUGAAAUAUUUGCUGAAUAAUAUCUUUGUAAUUUUCUUGUAGAUAAGGAUUAUAUUUUCGAAAUUAGUAGUUACAAAUAUUUUUUAAAUAAAUAAUACAUGUAAUUCCUAACUUAUACUCUAUUUUUUUUAAAAAAAUAGAUUUUUAUAAAUAGAUAUCAUAUUUUGGCACUUUUGAUUUAUAUUAUUGAAGUUUAUAUAAUGACAUGUAUCUCUAAGUCUCUAAUUCAUGUGUUCAUAAUGGCAUGUAUCUCUAAGCCUAAUACAAAAUCAAUCAACUUAGAGCCAAGUAACAUAUAUACAAAAUGAGGUGUAAAAAAAGUUAUCAUAUCUAAUCUAUUAUAGAAGCAAAGAGGAACCAAACAUAUACAUGUUCAGUAUAGAGAAAAUUAUAUGAUGUUGAUAAGAGAAAAUUAUAAAUCAACUUAGAGCAAAGUUUAAUCUAUAGUAAAAGAGGUCCAAGUGAGAGUUAUUGAAUUGCUAAUAUAAUUGUAAAUAUACAAUCGGUAUAGUUUAAUAGAGUAGAUAGAACAUAAUUCAAUAGAACAUAAUUAGUUUGGUUGUUAUAAUAUAAUAGAUUGUUGGUUUAAUUUAAGUUAUCUUGUUUUAUUUUUAUUGUAUAAUUAAUUGUAACUAACAGGAUAUGGUCCAUAAAUUAUGUAACACACUAACAAACUUGAAACAGUCCAAAAUUUAAAUGACAACUUCAAUGGUAGAUAAAUUUAGGACUCUAUUUUAAUAGAGUAGAUGAUUAAUAUCUGAUUUUUAAAAAUAUUAACUUUUAAUGGAUAUGAAACAAAUUAAAUUACAAAUAGAAAGAAUAAUAAUUUGGAUAAAUCUUUAGUCUGGUUGAUAGUGAUCAUGGAGAUAUGCAUGUCUGGUUGGUAAUUUAAAUUACAUAUAGAAAAUAAUACUAACUAAAUAAAGAUUUUAGUGUGAUUGGUAAUAAUCAUGGAGAUCUGCAUGUCAUCGGUAUGUCGAUGAAAAUGGUCUUUUGGAUAAUUUGUUAUGCUUUAGCGGCUAUCGAAUUGAUGUUUUCUUUAGGUGGAUGAAUUGGAUUCUUUUCUUUAGAGUUAGGAACCUCAUAUUUAUAGUAGAAGUUGUGGCUCUUUAGAUAAUAGUAUGAGUAUGAAAUAUUUAUUGUCUUUAGAUAAUAGAAUAUUUUUAUUUUCUUUUGAAAAUAAUCAUAGAUAUUAGAAUAUUUCCAUAUUCAAGAAGAUUUAGGAAAAUUCGUUGUUAUCUAAAAUGAUUACCUUUAUCUUAAGAAAUAUUUUCAUUUAUCUUUACGCAAGAAAAAUCGUUUCAUUCGAAAACCAGAAGCUAGAGACAGUAUUUAUUCAUGUGUCUGCUCAUAACCAGUGGACAGUUCAAAGAUUAUUUUAUUCUCAACAUUAGUUACCAGUCACUAUAAAAUGAAUGACAAAAAUUAUCGUUGAUCGCUAUCGCCAGCGACCGCCAAACGAAUAUGAUAUAAAACGAACAUAUAGUCCAACAAAAAUAUCAAGCUACGAUUACCAAAAAAAAAAAAAUAUACCAAGCUACAUAUAAAGCUUAAGUCAUAUAUGAGAUAGGCAGAUACGACUCUGGCCUCUACUUAGUAACGUGCAAGUGUUUUAUGACAUACAAUGUUUUACUGGUAAUCUAUUAGAUAUAAUAUAACACAUGACAAAAUAUAGAUAAAAAUACUAGAAGUAUCACAUAAUAUAUAUUUGAAAGUUUUAAGUUUAAUACUUUAGAAGUAACAUAUGUUUUCAAUAUUUUUGUGUGUAAACGUAUGUUUCUAUCUAAAGAUGAAAUCUCCACUAAUGUUUUUCUAUCUAUGUUCAACAAAAUAAUAUAUUAUUGAAAAAUAUGAUAAUAGCUAAAAGUGAAACUAAUUCCCACAUACAACAUUUUAUGUUGCUCAAAAUUAGGUAAGGACGUUCAGAUAUAUGUUUCGACUUGGAUUUGGGUAUUUUGGAUUUUUGGAUAUUUGGAGUCUAGAACCCGUUCAGAUAACUUUAGUCUAGGUUCGGUUAUUUGGGUUGGGUUUGUAUACCUAGAUUUUGAAAAAAAAAUCAAAUUCUUAAUUGCUCAAAUUUCUUAUAUUUUAAAAUAUAAUUUUAACUCUAUAAAAUUUAUAAUAAGUUGAACGAUUAAUAUGUUUGGAGAUACAACUUUAAAAAUAGAAAGACACAAAUAUGGUUGUUGUUUUAAAAUUUUGGAUGCAACUUUUGUUAAUGUAUAAAAUAAGAAACUUGACAUGCAUUUUAAGUGAGUAGCACACUUUGUCCCUAUAUGUAUAUUUUGAUAUUUUCUGAUCUUGAGCCAUAUACAUCAUCAAUAUAAAUAUUUUGAAUAAAAUGAGAGAAGUAUGAAUAUAUGGUUAAGUAUACAAUGUUCGAUUAUCUUCGAAUAUCCAUUCGGUUCGAAUAUUCAUUGUUUGGGUUCAUAUAUCCGAUUUCUCCUAACUCAAUAUUUGUUUGGAUAUUUUCUACUUUAGUUCGAAUCUCAGUUCAAAUUUUUUGGAUCGAAUUUAGGUAUGUGUUCCGGUAUCGGGUAAAAUGUCCCAGUCUACCAAAAAUCAUCAAACCCCAAAUAACUUUAAAAUCACAAGCUAGUUAUGCUUAUGAAAGGUAUUAUAAAUUUAUAGAAAAAGCAGUUAACAAUAUUUAUAAUUCAUUCUUAAACGUUUAAAACUUUCUUAUACACCUAAAGUUUGUAGGAUGUUUGGAAAUCUCAAACUGUAACUAUAUUUUCUUCUUUUUUUGGAUAUAUUAACAAAAUAUUGAAGCAACUAAUCGUAUAUAUUUAUAUAUUACCCAAAACUGCCUCUGACAUUGUUCCUUGAAGUAAUCGAUAGAUAUGUUGCUCCAAAGUUCCAAAACACACCGUGUUCUUGUUUUUUAGUAAAUGGAGUUGUACGAUGAUCUAGAGAUUCUUGCAAGCGACACUUGAAAAUGCGGAUUGCUCUUUGAAAGUUGUGCCAUCCCACCAGUCUGAAUAAAGCCCAUAACAUAUGUUUUGAAUUACCAAACCCAAGGGAAAUCAGACCAGGAGAACGUAUAAUAAAGUCGUCAUAAAAGUUGAAAUAUGAUAAUUAGAGAGGACCAUAAACUUGUCUGCCGCACCUAAAUUGUCAAGUGUCAAGACCCAUGCCUUUUUAUACACAAAAAGAAAAGAUUCUGUGAUAAUAUACAACUCAUUUCUAUUACAUUUUAAUACACCAACUUCAUAACAAUAUUUUCUAAAAGUUCGUUGACUUUUGAACGUCUAUAUCUAUUUUACAACACAAUUAGAUAUAAAACUAAUAUGUAACCGUACAAUCGCUCGUUCAGAAGUUGUUUCGCAAAACGUUGAUUCUCAUAUUGUUUUACAAAAGUCAUUUCAGACAAAACUACUUCAUGAAAGUUGUUUGUAAAACACGAUAAAAACAGUAUUGCCAACAUUAAUUUUGGGUAACUUUCUAGUUAAAGUGCGACAUGCGUGGAUUUAGUUGCUCAACAUUUUCGGCUCGUAAACUUUUACAAAUUGUUUUAUUAUUUACUUACAGUUUUGGCGGUUGAUGCGGACUUUGAUCCCAACAAUUUUUUGAGAAAUUCUUUAAGGUGGUAUUAGAUUUUUUAUAUCAUAAAUGUAUGGAAUAAAUCCUAAAUAUAUCACGUCAAAAUAAACAAAAUUUUACAUUUAUACAUCUAGGUUUAACUAAUCUUAGACUUAUAGUUUAGAUUUGAAUAAAUUAAUAAUACUUCAAAUUUAACAGUAGUUUCAUAAAUAAUUUUUGGAUUUGAAAAUAAAAUUUUUGAAGAAUUAUUUUUUGAAAACUAAAAUAUUUUUUUUUAAAAAAAAUUGAAUUCAAAAACAUUUUAUUUAAAAAUAAUAAUUGUUAUUUACUUAAUUAUUUAUAUUUAUAUAUCUAUAAAAUAACGAUAAAUGAUCUUUUAUCUUUUUAAUGAACAUCUUUUGAUUAUUCGUUCUUGUGUGUUCUUUUAGUAAAAAAAUCUAGUUUACUAUCUUCGGAGAGAAUUGCCUUUUUUGUGUGAUUUUUUGGUUAUUUACCCUAUUAAAAGAUUAAUAUUUUAGCUUUUGAAGUUGGUGAUUUUUGGCUAUUUACCCUAUUAAAAUAAAUCAAUAUGUAAAUAUUCAUGUUAUCGAAAUUUCUAGAUAAAUGUAUUUUUUUUCAAUAUAAAAUACGACACUUUUUGAAUUAUUUUGUUACAGGGUGAAAACAAUUUUCUUAGAACUAUUCUCACCACACAUCAGUUAUCUUUUUUUUUUUACUUCUGCUUUAAUAUGCAGGUGUUUAUCUGAUACCACAACCAAUUAAACGAUUAUAAAUAUGAUUUUUUAAAUACGUUGUUUCGUUGAUGUUUAUGUGAUAAAUAUGAAGAGAAUAUUAUGGAUUACUUAUUAUAAAAAAAUCAUUGAUUAUUGUGUGACAAAUAUGAAGAGAAUAUUAUGGAAUACUCAUUCUAAAAAUUCACUUGUGUGACAAAUAUGAAGAGAAUGUUAUGGAUUUACUUAUUCUAAAAAUUCAUGGAUUACUGUGUGACAAAUAUGAAGAGAAUGUUAUGAAACGUGUGCAUAUUAUAUAUAUGUGUGCUGAGUAAAUGAGAGUAAGAAAGACGUGACAAGCCACCCAAUAAAACAAAAGAAAGAAAGAAAGCGAAAUAGAAACAAGAGUCACCCGCAAAAAGAUGUCACGGCUCGAGAAUGAUCGUCCGCUUCUAACCGAGAGAAUCUACGAGGAGCUCCACGCAGAAGAAGAAGAAGAAGAGACGGCGUACGACGAGGCGGAGAAAGUCCACAUCGCGAGUGACGACGAGAGAGACCUCGAGCACGGCGUGGGAUGCGGCGGCGCACCGCCGUUCUCCUGGAGGAAGCUAUGGCUGUUCACCGGACCCGGGUUCUUAAUGAGCAUUGCGUUUCUCGAUCCGGGAAACCUCGAAGGAGAUCUCCAAGCCGGUGCCAUCGCGGGGUACUCGCUUCUCUGGCUGCUUAUGUGGGCGACGGCGAUGGGUCUUUUGGUUCAGCUUUUAUCGGCGAGGCUCGGCGUCGCGACGGGUCGCCACUUGGCGGAGCUUUGCCGCGAGGAGUAUCCGACUUGGGCGGGUAUGGUUUUGUGGGUUAUGGCUGAGUUGGCUUUGAUCGGAUCUGAUAUUCAGGAAGUCAUUGGAAGUGCCAUCGCUAUCCAGAUUCUGACCAAUGGGAUCUUCCCUCUCUGGGCUGGUGUCGUUAUUACAGCUCUCGACUGUUUCGUCUUCUUGUUCCUUGAGAACUACGGAAUCAGGAAACUCGAGGCGGUGUUUGCGGUUCUAAUCGGAACAAUGGCGGUGGCAUUCGCUUGGAUGUUCGGUCAAGCCAAGCCAAGUGGCUCCGAGCUUCUCGUUGGCAUAUUGGUACCGAAGCUAAGCUCAAGAACAAUACAAAAAGCAGUCGGAGUCGUGGGCUGCAUUAUAAUGCCACACAACGUGUUCCUCCACUCGGCUCUCGUCCAAUCCCGAGAAGUCGACAAGCGGCAGAAGCACAGAGUCCAAGAAGCUAUAAACUACUACACGAUCGAAUCCACCAUCGCUCUCGCCGUCUCCUUCAUGAUCAACCUCUUCGUCACGACGGUAUUCGCCAAAGGCUUCUACAACACCGACCAGGCCGACAGCAUCGGCCUGGUCAACGCGGGACAGUACCUCCAGGACAAGUACGGAGGCGGGGUGUUCCCGAUACUGUACAUCUGGGGGAUAGGGCUGCUAGCCGCUGGGCAGAGCAGCACCAUCACGGGCACCUACGCGGGGCAGUUCAUCAUGGGAGGGUUUCUCAAUUUCAAGAUGAAGAAGUGGCUGAGGGCUUUGAUCACGCGUAGCUGCGCGAUCAUUCCGACCAUCAUCGUUGCUCUGGUGUUUGAUUCGUCUGAAGCUACUUUGGAUGUUUUGAACGAGUGGCUUAACGUGCUUCAGUCCAUGCAGAUCCCGUUCGCGCUCAUUCCGUUGCUGUGUUUGGUCUCCAAGGAACAGAUCAUGGGUAGUUUCAAAAUCGGUCCUUUGUAUCAGACAGUCGCUUGGCUUGUUGCCGCGCUUGUGAUAAUGAUAAACGGUUAUCUGUUGCUUGAGUUCUUCUCCUCCGAGGUUAGUGGCGUCGUCUAUACCGGUUUCGUGACUGUGUUCACGGCUUCGUAUGGUGCAUUCAUAGUCUACCUUAUUGCUCGUGGCAUUAAUUUCACUCCGUGGCGGGCUAAAUCAGAGUCUAGUUGAUGAGAAUGGGGGGACCAAACCAAACAAUGUAACUCUAUUUUGUUUUUCGAGCAGUAGGAUAAUUGCGUUUGCUUGGCUUAUUAUGUUUUUGUAUUAUAUGUAUCAUAUAAUAAGAAGUUCUUGGUUUUGUGAAAGAAAGCUCUUCAAUGAGAGAAUUAGUAAAGAUCAUUUCACCAUCUGUUGUUGUUGUUGGUAUUUAUAAUAAUAAAGCUUACUCA